UCGCCCUCGGCGGGGGCGGCCAGAGCCGGGCGCUGCGGGCGGCAGGGACCGCUGCGGGCAGCAGGGACCGCUCCGCUCCGCGCCCGCUGGCCCCGCGCUGCAGCCAUGGCCCCGGGCUCGCCCGCCGCUCGCCACCGCGCCGCGCCGCUCCUGCUGGCCGCGCUCCUGGACGGACGGUCCGGAGCGCCGGGGAUAAGUCACUUGGCCAAGGUGACUUCGCAGCCGAGCCCCAGCUCCGAAGUCCCGGCUCCAGCCCCUGCCCUGCCCGCACCGGCGCUCCCGUCGCCAGCGCUUCUCUCUCCUGCGAGCACUGCGGCUGCACCCCGCUUUGCCCCGCUCCUGCGCUGCCCGGCCAGCGGGGACCGCGCUGCCUGCCUGCCCGGGACCGGGGGAGGCCAUGCACUGCUUCAGCGCCAGCACGCCCGCCGACAGGUCAUUGUCUUCCAGUCCGUUCGGUACAAAGACCGUUCGUUCGCAUGUGCUUGUCCCCGCCGCGGGGACCGACCCGCGCUGCAGGGCCGCUGCUUGGAGCAUGUGCCCAGCCCUGUGUCCAGGGAUGCCCGAGAUCCGCGGGCACAGGGUGCAGGGAGGGGCUGGCAGGCGUUUUCCCUCUCCACUGCACACCUGGGGCAGGCUCCAGCCACCUGCAUCAGCCUCACGCACCCACUGCACUCCUGCUCCCGUGGGUCACCCUCGUGUCAGCCUGGAACCGAGGGCUGGCAGUGCAGCGCUUGCUGCUGGGGCACUCCCGUGGGAGGCGUUUUAGAGGGCAAAGUGCUUAAGUUAAAGGAUGCUGGAGACACAAAAAAGCAUGUUUGCACAUCUUGGCCAUCGCCUUCGCCUUGGAGGUGUCGGUGGGGAAAACCAACACAGUGACAGCUCUGAAUAACUC
This is a messenger RNA of Oenanthe melanoleuca, 892 nucleotides long. RefSeq lists its product as uncharacterized. The record is from RefSeq and is a predicted model, not a curated record. Bases 106 to 876 code for a protein of 256 amino acids. Lineage: Eukaryota; Metazoa; Chordata; Aves; Passeriformes; Muscicapidae. The transcript has 3 exons.